UUGUUUGCGUCGCUUUAGUUCGUCGCAUGUGUACAGAGACAUGGGUGUCAAACGAUCCCUCUCAAUAAUUAUUCUUCUCUCGCUAAUUGUCGACAAAGCAGCAUCGGCGGAAGGAGAUGGGGUGCUAGGUUGUGGUGGUUUCGUCAAGUCGGAUGUAGAGAUAAAUUUUUCUCUUGUAGAGGUGAAACUGUACACACCUCAUGGAUCCAUUAAGUAUCAAACUGACUGUGCUCCAAACACAGGAUAUUAUCUGAUUCCUCUGUAUGAUAAAGGCGACUACAUACUGAAGGUGGAACCCCCAGCCGGAUGGAGUUUUGAGCCAACUAGCAUUGAUUUACAUGUAGAUGGUGCUACAGAUAAAUGCAGUCUCGGAGAGGAUAUAAAUUUCAAGUUUACGGGGUUUUCUGUAUCUGGCAAGGUAAUAAGUGAAGGACAGACUGAGGGACCAGAAGGUGUGACCUUGUCACUUGUUGACACCAGCAGUAAGCAGACACUACAGACAGUCACAAGUGGUGUCGGUGGCAGUUUUACUAUUACUGGAGUCAUGCCUGGUGAAUAUGAUAUAAAGGCUUCGCAUCUCAAGUGGAAACUGAAGAAGGAUCAGAUAAGAGUGAAGGUUGUGGAUGACAACAUUAAUGCUGGCAUUGCUCUGUCUGUAGCAGGCUAUGAUGUCUGGGGCCAGGUCUUUAGUGAAGGAGAGCCUAUGAAAGGAGUUAAUUUCCUCUUGUUCUCAAAAUCUGGUAACCCACAGCCAGUGAUUGGCUGUGAAAAGUCACCCUUAAAGGGCUAUCCCUCCAGUACUCAGCAGCCAUUAUGCUAUGUGACUUCUCAGGCAGAUGGUUCCUUCUUGUUUCUGACAGUUCCUAGUGGGCAGUAUUACUUGGUUCCAUUUUACAAAGGAGAGCACAUUACAUUUGAUGUUGUGCCAGAAAAACUUGACUUUGAGGUUGCUCAUGAUUCAGUAGUAUUUAAGAAAAGCUUUGAAGUGGCUGGUUUUUCUGUCAGUGGACGGGUUCUUGAAAGUGAAAAGGGCAUUGGCAUUGCUAAGGCCACAGUCAACAUCAAUGGACAGCCACAGACUGAGACAGAUGCCACAGGUACCUACCACCUAGAGAAUAUGAAGACGGGAAGCUAUGUUCUGAGUGUCACAGCCAACAACAUCUUCUUUCCAGAGAGCAGCGUGAAGAUCACACCCAACACACCUCACCUUCCUGACAUCAUUGCUUCUGGUUUCAAUGCCUGUGGCAAAGUGACUAUUGACCGAGUGCCUGAGAGCCUGGGCUCCGUAACCAGCCAACGGCGCAUCAUUUAUUAUCCAGAGGGUAAAGGGUCAGAGGCUGCAUCUAUAGCAACUGAUGGAGCAGGCAGUUUUUGUGCCAAGGUGUCGCCAGGAAAAUAUGUCUUCAAGGUCCACUUGAAUGAACAAGAAGUGAAAGCAGGCCUGCAUUUGGCUCCUGCCGAGCGAACAGCUGUUAUCACCAACAAGCCAGUCCUAGAUAUCAACUUCUCGCAGUUCAGGGCCAAGGUGUCAGGCACAAUCACAUGCAUGGAGAAAUGUGGUGACAUUGAAGUAUCUCUGGAUCCAGUGGGUCGAGCAGAUUCCAAACUGAUCACUAAGGCUACUGAGAACAAGGAUGGAGCUAGUUUUCAGCUUGAGAACAUUCUUCCUGGAAAAUACAAAGCAUCGAUUCUGCAGGACACAUGGUGCUGGAAGGACAAAAGUGUGGAGGUUGAGGUCCGUGACGGAGAUGUGUCAGGCAUCAGUUUUACACACACUGGCUACAUCUUGAAGUGCUCCAUCUCACAUCCAAUCACUUUGAACUUUGCGCAUGAGAAGAAAUCUGGCAGCGUAGGAUCUUUCCAGCUAAACAAAGGCACCAAUAGGUUUUGCUUGGCUCAACCAGGCAUGUACCAGCUGACACCAGAUUCUUGCCACAAGUUUGAGCGAGAUGUUUACUCUUAUGACACCACAAACCAAGCAACUUUGACCCUGACAGCCAUUCAGCAUAUUGCCACUGGCACAAUCAAGACAGAGGAGAAAGUGGAUGAUAUUACCGUCGUUAUCAAGUCUUCAGUAGAAGAUGCACCAACAGUCAUCGGUCCUCUUAUUGCCCAGAGUUCAGGAAAUGAAGGAACAGAAAAACCUCAGAAAGAUAAAGCUUUUGUGUACACCUUCUCACAUUGGGCAAGGUCUGGGGAGAGACUUGAAAUAUCUGUCCAAUCCACUGAAGUCCUUUUCUACCCUGCCAAGAAAGAAGUCCUAGUGGAUGGAGAAUCGUGUCCUGGUGAAGUUGCCUCGUUUGUUGGGCGCAAGGGGGUGUUCAUCACAGGCCAAGUACAGCCUGCACUAGAAGGAGUGCAGAUCAGCGUCACGGCAGAGGAUGGCUCCAUGGAGCCCAUUGUCCUGUCAACUGAUGCUAGUGGAAAAUACAGGGUAGGACCAUUGCACAGUGAUGUCAAGUACCGUGUUACUGCUGAAAAGACAGGCUAUGUCAUUACUAAAGAUGCUGAGAAAAGAGAUGUGUUUAGAGCUUUCAAACUGGGCGAGAUUUCUGUUCAGGUGCUGGACAAAGAGAAGCAGCCCAUGCCUAGUGUUCUACUGUCUUUAAGUGGAGAGCGUCAGUAUCGCAGUAACAACAUCACUGGGGAUACUGGAUCACUUAUCUUUACUAGUCUUAGCCCUGGUCAGUACUUUUUGCGACCAAUGAUGAAAGAGUACAGAUUUGAACCUGCUUCCCAGACCAUUGAAGUUAAGGAGGGUACAACAAUGAACAUAACAAUCUCGGGUGUCCGAACCGCUUAUAGCUGUUUUGGGAGAGUGACCUCCCUGAAUGGAGAACCAGAGGCUGGAGUGAUAGUUGAAGCUGUUGGGGAGGGCAUAGGCUGCGAUGCCUUCCAGGAGGAGUCUAAGACAGAACAGGAUGGAUCCUACAGGAUCCGAGGGCUUGAGCCUAAGUGCCAAUAUAAUAUACAUCUGAAGACAGGCCAAGUCAACACUCACAUUGAGCGUUCUAUCCCAAAGUCCAGGAUCCUUCAGGUUGAUGACAAAGAUUUUGUGGAUGUAAACAUCAUUGCUUUCCGACGCAUGAACCAAAUGGAUGUCAGUGGUUAUGUCAAGGCAGAUCCGUUGCAUGUGGGCUCCAUAAAGGUGCGGUUGUACCGAGAAGAAUCACCUGACUUCCCUCUUCACUCCAUCUCACUGACGCAGUCACCAUUUUUCUACUUCCCAACACUGCAGAUGGAUAACACAAAAUAUGUUCUUCAUAUGGAGAGCUCUCUUUCCAAGUCACAAUUUGAGUAUUCAGAGCAGGAAAUGUCCUUCACAGCCAAUGUGUCAUAUAGACAUUACAGGCUUCUCUUUGAACCUAAGAGGAAGUUGACAGAACAAGAACUAAACCCUGGCUCCUUUCUGAUCUUGCCUGUGGUGGGCCUGAUCAUGCUGCUGGCAUACAACUACCAGACAGUGUUGCCUUUCUUGACUCGGGUGGCUGUUCAGCUGCAAGUUCUGGCACAGCAGCAACACCAGCAGAGACAGCAGACAAAUCCAGAUUCUUACCAGGAACUGACAACAGCUGACUCAUCGCCCACCAAGAAAAAAAUCAAACCCAGGAAAGCUCAGUGAUAUGAAUGAUGACAGUUAAUUUUUUUUUUUAAAGGGGGGUUGUUUGUUUGUUUUUUAAUUUGUGCAGAAGUGAGGCUGGAACAAAAAAAAUGCAAAAGGACAAGUAUUUGUGAAAGGGCUGUGUUGUGUAGGUGGCAAAGAAUGAAGUGUGUCCAGUCUCCAUUGUUUACAUGUUUGAAUGCUUUUUUCUGGAUGAUUUGUUAUGAAAGUAGACAUCGAUCUUACAGUUCAUACCUCUCUCACUACCCUUUGUCAUUGAUUUGUAAAUCUGAGUGUGUAACAGUUUGUGUAACUGCUGCAGAGUUGACCAGCAUUUCUUGGUAUGCUUUGGGCAAGACUGACAGUACAAGUGAGCAUUGAAUAUGUUGCCAUAUCACUGCCGGUUGAAAAGUCAUUAAAUGCUGUUGUCUUGGAAAAGCGUAAAAGAAAUUUGAAAAGAAAAAAGUUUAUUUAUAAAAAAAAAUUUUUGUUGGCAAGUUUUCAUGUCAGUUGCAGGAAUGAAUUCGAAGAAAGAAAUCUGUCUGUGAAGUGUACCUAGAUGAAAGUAAAAUUAUUUCUUUUGUGUACCAUGUUCGCCAGGCAUUUUAUUGUCUUCUUCAUGAAUACUUAUACUGUCCGUGAGUAAGAAAAGGGUUUUAUUUUCUUGUAUCUGCUAUUUCUUCAUUCCACACCAGUCUUGAGUUUAUAUGCCUGCGCAACCAACGAUGUACUUCCAUUUUGUCAUUUGUCAAGUUUAUACAGAAGAAAUAAAAUUUUUCAGAAAAUAAUAUUUAGUUAUAUCAUUUCUGCUGUUACUGAAAGUAAUCAAUACUUUAUAUCUUGUGAAGUAUCUUUACACCUAAGUAUAAAAAAAAAACACCAGCUUAUAUUGAUUUAUAGUCCUCUUUCGUUUUUGAAUGGUGGAAUAUUUUUUAUUUUAGUUUCUAGGAGAUUUUCUGUUGUCCUCUUAACAAAAAAAUUCAAGCAAUUCUUACCUUUCUUACAUUAAACAGUUCUGAGAUUUGAAGCUAAUAAAUUGAUUUAAAAAAGAA
This is a messenger RNA of Pomacea canaliculata, 4653 nucleotides long. Its product is annotated as nodal modulator 3-like. Gene Ontology annotation, molecular function: carbohydrate binding. The record is from RefSeq and is a predicted model, not a curated record. The transcript is spliced from 31 exons. NCBI's taxonomy places the organism in Eukaryota, Metazoa, Mollusca, Gastropoda, Architaenioglossa, Ampullariidae. Bases 41 to 3622 code for a protein of 1193 amino acids. Gene Ontology annotation, cellular component: endoplasmic reticulum membrane.